Molecule: messenger RNA, 870 nt
Organism: Microplitis demolitor
Lineage: Eukaryota; Metazoa; Arthropoda; Insecta; Hymenoptera; Braconidae
Gene: Ntmt
Product: N-terminal Xaa-Pro-Lys N-methyltransferase 1
Exons: 4
Coding region: 138-818 (226 amino acids)
Biological process (GO): N-terminal protein amino acid methylation
Cellular component (GO): cytoplasm
Molecular function (GO): N-terminal protein N-methyltransferase activity
Source: RefSeq, a predicted model, not a curated record
GGACUCCUUGUAUUUAUACUUCGUGAAUUCGGAGUUCGAAUAAAGCUUUGUGAUGUUAGAGGUUAUAGUUUUCAUCAGGCAUUAAUUCAAAAUAGAAAGUUUAAAUAAAAAAAUCAACGGCUUCAUUUGGUUAGACAAUGGAGGAUAUAUCAAAAUCUUCCUAUGACCCAAAAGAAUUUUAUGCAGAUUCAGCUAAGUAUUGGAAUAAUGUUCCUGCAACUCUAAAUGGAAUGUUAGGUGGAUUUGGAUUUAUUUCUCGUAUCGACAUCGAUGGAUCUGAUGGAUUUUUAAAUUCAUUAUUUGAACUUGAAAAUCCACCAAAUAAAAAUUAUGCAUUGGAUUGUGGUAGCGGAAUAGGAAGAAUUACAAAAAAAUUACUUAUUAAACAUUUUAAAUUAGUGGAUUUAGUUGAACAAAAUAGUAAAUUUUUAGAUACUGCCAAAAAACUUUUGCAGUCAUCGAAUGUUGGUGAAUUUUAUUCUUUAGGAUUACAAGAUUUUUAUCCAGAAUCAAAGAAGUACGAUGUCAUUUGGUGUCAAUGGGUUUUAGGAUAUCUUCACGAUGAUGAUUUAAUAGAAUUUUUAAAAAAGUGCAGCAACGCACUGAAAAAUAAUGGAAUGAUAAUAGUAAAAGAAAAUUUAACAAGUUCAAACAAAAUUGAAGUCGAUGUUCAAGAUUCUUCUUUUACUAGGCCAUAUGAUAAUCUGAAAAAAGUAUUUCAAGCUGCCAAUUUGAUUUGCAUUAAAGAACAAGAACAACUUCAUUUGCCUCAAGGUUUAUAUCCUGUACAUAUGUUUGCGCUAAGACCUGGAAAAUAAUAACAUUUAUAAUUAUGUUGAAUUAUAUAAAUAACUAAUUUAUAAUAACGUA